Hansenula ciferrii is the source of this 747-nucleotide messenger RNA. RefSeq lists its product as uncharacterized. NCBI's taxonomy places the organism in Eukaryota, Fungi, Ascomycota, Saccharomycetes, Phaffomycetales, Wickerhamomycetaceae. The transcript has a single exon. The record is from RefSeq and is a predicted model, not a curated record. Gene Ontology annotation, molecular function: FMN binding. Bases 1 to 747 code for a protein of 248 amino acids.
AUGCAAUACAUGGCGCCAUGGGUUCCAGCGUUUACCAAUGCAGUGACGAGACAAUUAGAAUCAAAUCAAUUACCAUUUAUCACCUGCUCUUUUGCUACAGUUGAUUCAAAUGGUUCACCAAGAGUUAGAACAUGUAUCUAUAGGGGAUUUGUAUUUGAUGAUAAAAAGACAAAUGUUAUAACAUUAACAACUGAUAUAAGGAUGGAAAAAUAUGAACAUUUAACUUCAAAUCCAAAAUUUGAAACAUGUUUUUGGUUUCCAACUACAAAUGAACAAUUCAGAAUAAGUGGUAAUGCCAAAAUAUUGACCACUUCAAAUACUGAAACCUUCAGUCAAGAAUUGGGUGAAUAUCCAUUAGUUUCACCAACAGCAUUAAAACAAUAUUCAUCAAGUUUAGAUUUAUCAAAUCAUGAAAAUCAUCAUAAUAGCAUACAUGAUUUGAAACCAUCUGCACAAGAAUGGGAAGCUGAAUUGAAAAAUAAAUGGGAAUCAUUAUCAAGAAAUUUGAAAUCAAGUUUUAGAAAACCAGAUCCAGGUUCUGUCUUAACUCCUGAAAAGCAAAAAUUAUUAGAUUCUAUAUCAAGAGGUGUUGAUGGAUCAAAUGAAAUUGAUGGUACCAAAAAUUUUGGCCUUGUGCUAUUAUUACCUGAAAAUGUUGAUUAUGUGAAUUUAAAUGGCCACCAAAGUCGUUACAAACAUGAUAGAGUUGAUGAAGACCAAUGGGAUGAAACUGAAAUAUGUCCAUAG